This is a messenger RNA of Neltuma alba, 2286 nucleotides long. Its product is annotated as transcription factor bHLH78. The coding region runs from base 246 to 1910 and encodes 554 amino acids. Gene Ontology annotation, cellular component: nucleus. Gene Ontology annotation, biological process: regulation of DNA-templated transcription. The transcript is spliced from 8 exons. The record is from RefSeq and is a predicted model, not a curated record. Gene Ontology annotation, molecular function: protein dimerization activity; DNA-binding transcription factor activity. NCBI's taxonomy places the organism in Eukaryota, Viridiplantae, Streptophyta, Magnoliopsida, Fabales, Fabaceae.
UUUCGUUUACUAAACAGAAAGGUUCUCUUUUCCUCUCUCUCUCUCUCUCUCUCUCUCACAUACCGAGCCUCAAUUCAUUUCCAUCUCUCUGUUUCUCAAUUUCUCACAAUCCUUCUUCUUCCAAUUCACCCCUCUCUAUUUAUGGUUUGUCUGAUGUAAUUCAGAAACCAUUCAUUUCUUAUUUCGCUGUCUUCUUUAGAAUUCCCUUCGUUUUGUUUCUGGAAGAUUCUUGAUCGAUCUGCACCAUGGACAACGAUUUCUUCCUAAAUGCCGCAGCUCUGCACUUCGAGCCUUCUUCGUCUUCCUCUCCUUCAAUGCCCACGUGGCAUCAUUCACUCUCCUCCUCCUCCGCCAUGGAUAUUCCUGUUUCAAGCUCUGAGCAACCCCGACAACAACAACAGGACUGUUUCUACAACCCCACAUGGGAAAAGUCAACCUUGGAUCAUCAUCAUCCCCACAACCACCAUGCCCUUCAGUUCGAUUCUGCGUUGAGUUCAAUGGUUUCUUCUCCGGCAGCUUCUAAUUCCAACUUGUCCAAUGACAAUUUCGUCAUCAGAGAACUGAUUGGGAAAUUGGGGAACAUUGGGAACUCCGGCGAGAUCUCUUCUUACAUGAAUGGAAAUAACAGUGCCAACACUUCAUGUUACAGCACGCCCUUGAGUUCUCCUCCUAAACUGAACAUUCCUCCUCCAUUGAUGAAUAAUAACCAGUUGAUGAAAGAUAAAUUACCAAUGGCUUUGAACUCCAGUGUGGCAGAAUUCUCAGCUGAUCCUGGAUUUGCUGAGAGAGCUGCCAAGUUUUCUUGCUUUGGAAGUAGGAGCUUUAAUGGCAGAACUUCAACGCAACUUGGGAUGAAUAAUAAUGCUGACUUGACACAGAGAUCUAGUCCAUUGAUGGAGAAUGGAAAGCUUUCAAGAGUAUCAAGUAGCCCAUCGCUGAAAGCACUUGGAUCUCAAAUGGACAAUAAGAAUUCUCCGUUAAAUUCUCAGGAGGAAUCUACAAUCUCUGAGCAAAACCCAAACGUGGAAUCGGGGGCGAAACCUUCCCCUCCUGACAUGAAUUCCAGAAAGAGGAAAGCUUCUUCCAGGGGAAAACCCAAAGAAAAUCCUCCCAAGGCUGCUGAAGCCAAUGAAGAUUCAAGUGCAAAGCGCAGCAAGUCAAAUGAAGGGGAAGGACAUGAAAACGGACAAGUGAAGGCAGAAGAAGAGACAAAAGGAGGUAACAACAAUGGAGGGGAUGAGAAACAGAACAAGAGCAACAAUUCAAAACCUCCUGAGCCUCCAAAGGACUACAUUCAUGUCAGAGCAAGAAGAGGUCAAGCUACUGAUAGCCAUAGUCUUGCUGAAAGAGUAAGGAGGGAGAAAAUCAGUGAGAGAAUGAAGCUUCUGCAAGAUCUUGUACCUGGUUGCAAUAAGGUCACUGGAAAAGCUCUUAUGCUUGAUGAAAUCAUAAACUAUGUACAGUCAUUGCAGCGCCAAGUUGAGUUCCUUUCUAUGAAAUUGGCCUCCGUGAACAGCAGGCUAGAUGUGAGCAUUGACAAUCUCAUCUCAAAAGAUAUAUUUCAAUCAAAUAACUCUUUGGCACACCAAGCAGCAAUGUUCCCCUUAGAUUCCUCUGCCACAGCCUUUUAUGGCCCCAAUCCAGCAAUCCACGAUACCAUCCCUAAUGGAACUGAGACCCACUCUAUGGAAUCUUUAGAUUCUGCUCUCUGCCAAAGCCUUGGCUUCCAGUUACCCGCUCUGAAUGGGUUAAAUGGAGGUGCUUCUCAGUAUCCAAUGACCUUUUGUGAGGAAGACCUCCACGCCAUUGUUCAGAUGGGGUUUGGUCAAACAGAAAAUAGAAAAACACCAGCACAAUCUCCAAGCUUUAAUGGUUCAAGCCAGAUACCCCAUAUGAAAGUUGAGCUCUGAUCAACAUUCAUUAUGCUUGAAUUGAAGCCCAGAAGAAUAUAGGAAGACUGCUGUAAACAAGAAAAAGAUUUUAAUUCAACCAAACCCAUGAAUCAUCAUUAAGCCGCCACCACCAUCAUCAUUGGGUCUAUUCAAUUGAAACCACCCUUUUUUUCCUUUUCUUAUUCUUAUGGUAUUUUCUCUUUUAUCUGAUUCUCUCUGUGAUGCUUUUGAUUCCUAAUCUUCUGGGGGCGAUUCAUUUCAUUUUUCCCCUUUUUGUAUAACAAUUCAUGUAAAAUCUUAGGACCAAUUCUGUAUUCUCUGGUGCUAGUUCUUGUUGUGGCACCAAUUGUAAGAUAUAGUGCUAAUUAAAGAAGGAGUUCUUUUUCCCCCCUUU